This is a messenger RNA of Salvia splendens (bonfire salvia), 1375 nucleotides long. Its product is annotated as heterodimeric geranylgeranyl pyrophosphate synthase small subunit, chloroplastic. The record is from RefSeq and is a predicted model, not a curated record. Lineage: Eukaryota; Viridiplantae; Streptophyta; Magnoliopsida; Lamiales; Lamiaceae. Bases 242 to 1186 code for a protein of 314 amino acids. The transcript has a single exon. Gene Ontology annotation, molecular function: prenyltransferase activity.
UGCCCAACAUUAUUCAACCUCUUAUUAAAUAAUACUCUAAACACAUAUGUACAAAACCUACACAAUUUGAAGAUUAAAUAACUCUUAGAUCCAAAUUUGGCAUGCUAGAUAAAAUCCAAUUUAAAAACCGGCCGGGUCAUCAAAUCAACCGAGUUAUCAGUUUGUAAUCCGAGCAGUCAGACCGGUCUAACCACAACUCUAUAAAUACCUUUGGCUUCCCCCUCAUUUUCCCACCCACAAAAUGGCAAGCCAUCUCUCCAUUUCCCUCCACAACACAAUCAAAACCUCCAUCAAUCUCUCCUAUGCCAAGUCCAACUCUUGCCUUCCCUCGAAACUAAGACCAAAUCUCAGCCAUUCGAAGCAACCGCGUUGCAUAACGGUGUCAGCAGUUGCCCAAAAUCAACCGUACUGGCACGGAAUCGAAUCCGAAAUCGACGCUUUUCUCGACAAAUCCAUCCCAAUAAGGAAGCCUGAGGCCGUCUUCGUGCCCAUGCGCCACCUCACCUUCGCGGCCCCGAGGACCGCAGCCUCGGCCCUGUGCGUGGCCGCGUGCGAGCUCGUGGGCGGCGACCGGAGCCACGCCAUGGCCGCGGCGGCCGCGGUCCAUCUCGUGCACGCGGCAGCCUACGCCCACGAGCACCUCCCCCUGACCGACCGGACGGGGCCCGGACCGAGGCCCGAAGUUGAGCACAAGUACGGCCCGAACAUCGAGCUGCUGACCGGGGAUGGGAUUUUCCCGUUCGGGUUCGAGCUGCUGGCCCGGUCCGUCGGCCCGGCCCGGCCGGAGAGGGUCCUUCAGGUUAUGAUCGAGAUAAGCCGGGCCGGCGGGUCGGAGGGGAUCAUGGACGGGCUGUAUAAGGAAGGGGAAAUCGUUGAUGAGAAUUCGAGAUUUGAGUUCAUCGAGUAUGUGUGUAAGAAGAAAUACGGCGAGAUUCAUGCUUGUGCGGCGGCGUCUGGAGCCAUAUUGGGCGGCGGAAGCGAGGCCGAAAUACAGAAGCUGAGGAAUUUCGGGCUUUAUGCGGGAACGGUGAGAGGAUUGAUGGAGAGGAAAACUAGUGUUGAAAUUGAAAAUAUAGUUAGAAAAUUGAGGGAUUUGGCUCUCAAGGAGCUUGAAGGAUUCCAUGGAAAGAAGAAUGUUGAGCUUUUAACGAGCCUUGUAGCCAAGCCGAGCCUCUGCUCAGCUUAGACUAAAUUAUUAGAAGUUGGGGCCGUGAAGACGACCGGUGAUUAUUGAAAGAAGAAAAGGAAGAGUAUGAAUUUCUUUCACAAUAAGCAUAUGUAGCUACAUUAUUCCAUUUAACUUGCUGUAAAUUAUAUCCAUUGUCAUAUGAUUUGAAAUCAUAAUAUUAAAUAAUGAGAUUUUAGUUUAUUUCAA